This is a messenger RNA of Manis javanica (Malayan pangolin), 4891 nucleotides long. The record is from RefSeq and is a predicted model, not a curated record. Lineage: Eukaryota; Metazoa; Chordata; Mammalia; Pholidota; Manidae.
UGGGGCAGGUGAAGGUGCGCAGGAACCUGAGCUCUCCAGGACAGCUGGAGACCAUAGGGGCGUUAGUUCCAACGUCCUUCCUGCGGCCGCUAGAGGGGACCCCCUCCAGCCACUCGCCUGCGCGAACUCCCCGCCAGAUUCAGACUGGCAGGUGUUCUGGCAAAUCAAGUCUCGGCCUUCGAAAGCAAAACACUGCAGCACCCCGGCAACUCGAGUUCGGGAAGGAAUAAGGAGGCUGUGCCUCCGGGUUGCGCGAAGAGCCCGAGUCAUUUCUCUGGAACCUCCGAUAGGUGGGCCUCGGAGGAAACGCGGCUGAGCACUGCAAGGAUCAGGAAAUGCACCCUUGUCUGUGUGCUUGGGAGACAGAAACCACCACUUCUCUGAGUGAAGACGAAAACAAAUAAGCCAGCCACAAGAGCUUGAAGUACUCUUCCAGAGGGUGAAAGCGUGAAAGCGAUGGCUGGUAGAAGGAGGUGAGCACCACGAGGAAAGAUGGCUUCCGGCUUUGGUCCCGCUUAGCAGCAGCUCCAGCCACCAAGCCAGGCCUGGCGGGAUGUGCCACCAGACCACCAUGGACGCAGCCCACGGUGGAGCCCUGCAGCUGCAGCAGCUCCUGCCCACGAGCAGUGCCGGUUCCCUGAGCGACAGCUCCUUCUCCUAUAAGGAAAACCUGAUCGGCGCCCUUUUGGCAAUUUUCGGGCACCUCGUGGUCAGCAUUGCACUUAACCUCCAGAAGUACUGCCACAUCCGCCUGGCAGGCUCCAAGGACCCCCGGGCUUAUUUCAAGACCAAAACGUGGUGGCUGGGCCUGUUUCUGAUGCUGCUGGGCGAGCUGGGCGUGUUCGCCUCCUACGCCUUCGCUCCACUCUCGCUGAUCGUGCCCCUCAGCGUGGUCUCCGUGAUAGGUAAGGCCGCAGUCCCCCAAUCCCGCGCCCCAGAUGCACUGCCUUUCACUGGGAUUGAGGCUGGUGUGGAGCAUAGGGCGGGGGCCUGUGUGACUUUCUCCUUCAUGCAGCAUCCACUCCCUGGGCCUGCAACCCUGUGUUUACCUUUUUUGCUGUUAACUGGGUACCCCUCCCGACAUCACUGUGGUUUUAUUUCUCUUCCUCCCUUAUCUCUGUUCCUCAGGUGCCUCAUCGCCUUCUUGGGUGUCUUCUUAAUCACACGUAACAGGAAAAAGUUCAUUCCAUUUGAGCCCUAUAUUUCCAUGGAUGCCAUGCCAGGUAUGCAAAACAUGCAUGACAAGGGGAUGACAGUCCAGCCUGACCUCAAAGCUUCUUUUUCCUAUGGGGCCCUGGAAAACAAUGACAACAUUUCUGAGAUCUACGCUCCAGCCACACUGCCCGUCAUGCAAGAAGAACACAGCUCUAGAAGCGCCUCUGGGGUUCCCUACCGAGUCCUGGAACACAACAAGAAGAAAUGAGUGCACUUGAAGACUUCCUUCCCCUCCAUAAUUACUGCUCUAGAUGUGCUCACAGUCGUUCAACCCUUCAUUCUAAAACUGGCCUUUGAAGUCUUAUUUUUUUAAACCCAGAACUCUUUGGAUGGGGAUCUCGAAAAGCCUUUUCUCUGGCAAAGGAUACAUUACCUGGUCUUAGAAAUGUCAAAUGAUGAGGUUUCAGGGGUAGGAGGAGGAGGGUGGGCAGCAUGGAAUUCAGCCUCUGCCUGGGUUAGCCUGACCGGAUUCGGAAAGCUUUCGUCCUCCUUGAGGAUGGUAACUGAGCUUCCUCAGUCUAUGACCAAAGGUCGCCACGUUCUGCAGAGCUGAAGCCGGGCAGAGAUUCUGCUCUAACUUUCCAGACCUAGCGAAAGGCUGGAGACCUCUGACUAAUCUUGGCCUCACCUCACGUGCUGGUCUCAUCUCUCCCCCGUCUCCCUCAUGAUUCCAUAUUUGCGGUCACACUUUUGUCAUCUUCACGUGGCAUAGUGGGCCAGCCCAGGGUGGCACAUUCUGUCAUUUGCCUGUAGGAAAUGCACUUCUGCCUCCAGUUGUCUGUGCCCUUCCAGUGGGAAUGUGCUUGGUGUGUUUAUACUGCACUGGAAACUAAUUUAUUUUUGGUUCUGUGAACUAUUUGAUUGCUUCCCCUCUUCCCCCACUCCACAAAGGUACUAGGAAGCUAGGAAAGGGGGAGAAUAAGGACAGCAACAGGAUAAUACUUCAGCCCUCCAAGGAGAAAAAUCCCUUUUUUCAUCUUACAAAAGGUGAUUGCUUCGUUUAUAAAAGGAUAGAAAACCUGGCCGUUUUGUGUGUUUUCCUGCACAUCAAUGACUUCUGCACAUCAAUGAAAAUUGCGGGGGGUGCUCAUUUCAGAGAUAGCCUCCCUCACCCCUUCUCCUGCCUCUUUUAUAGAUUGACAGACCAGGCCUGAGUUAUUGGUUCAUUUCUCUGAAGUCGGUAGAGACUCUCGGUCCUCAUCCCCAUGCACUUACAUCUGGAGAAACAAGCAUUCUCAGAAAUGGGGCUGCAUUUCGUUCGGGCUGCGUGCAUGAUUGUCUUUGCCUAGACUGCCUGUGUAUGUUGACAAAGACAGGUGAAAGUUCACAAGCUUUAAUUAGCAUAAGGGUCCCUUAGGGAGUGUAUUUAAAAUCCAGAUUUCUACUCCCAACCACAGAUACUCUAAGUGGGACUGGGGUGGGGCCCAAGUGUCUGCUUUCCUAACUGGAAGCAGAGAUGAUUUUGAUACAAGUGAUCCAAGGAUCACACACCUUGAAAGGCUAAUACUGAGAGAAGUUGUCUGCUAAAACCCCCAGAGGCCAGCACAUCCCUGCUGAAUGUUGGAAUUGCCAUUGUUUGUUUCCUCUCUGGGGUUUAUUUAGCAGGUCGAAUAAUCCCCAUAGGAUCCAUGGCAUUUCUCCAUCCCGUUAUUACUACCUAGAACUAUACUUACUGCUCCCCUAGGCAGCCUUUAGCUAAUAGCCGAGGUAACAGUGUUAAUAGACCAAUGUUUUUAGAUCAUUAACCUUUAUGGAUUGUGCAUAGUACUGAUUUAGUACCUUGACUUAAGCAACUGACAUCUGUUGCCUGUGAUAGCCACUUCUGUAUUGUGUCUUAACCACUCGGUAUUGUGUCUUACAUGCCUGAGAAGGCAGCAGACAAUGACUUUUUUCCCUUUAGGAUAGGUAUCAACCCAAUUCAACAGUGUUUAUGAGACACUUACUAGGUGUUAAGCAUUUGGGUGAUGAAGGCUACUAAGAGUAAGAAUGGCUCCUGCCCUGCAGACCAGCAGGGGAGACAGAGAUACUCAGGGACCCGGCAGGGCCGGCCAUGAUAGGUGCAAAAUGCAACACUGGGCUGCGGAAAAUGACAGCUACGGAGGCCCUGAGCCUGGACUGGGUACUCAGAAUUGGAGAUGAUUUUGGCCUUACUCAUUGAUGGGAGGCAAAUCUAGCUAAGACUUGAGCAAAGCAUAAAAAGUAGGGUGACCAACCGUCAGGCAGAGGGACCAGCAUUGGAAAGGCACAGAGAUAGGGAGGGGGGUUGACCAAGAAAGGAGAGCUGGAGGAGGUGCUGGGAAGGAUAAGCAGCGGACGCUGAGUCAUGCAACUACCUGGCCACGGAGUUGAAAGUGUAACUUAGAGGGCACGGGAACCAUUGAUGGUUCAUGAGGAAGGGAAUGGCAGGAUCAGCAAGGGGCAGAAAGGAGGCCUCAUGCAGUGUGGAGGCCAUUUAAAUGUGACAAAUGCAGGGACUCAUUUUUGGCUAUUAUACGUCCCUAACCUUACUCUACCCUCUUCCAUUUUGUGAUAUGGGCCUUUCAGCCUCAAGCCCGGCAAGAAUGGUACAAGUAGAUAAAAGUGCAGUGUAAUUCCCAGUCAGCUGGUGAUCGUGGCUUCAGUGCCACCCAGGCACUGCUGUUGGGGCCGCUGCAGCCGCUUUGCCACCAGGGUGGAAGCAGUGGUGGCGGGCGGUGAAGCUGCACUGUGAGAAGGCUGAGCAGGGAGUUGCUGAGUGCUUUCCUGAGGGAAAGCCCGGGUUUGGUCACCCAGGUGUUUGGGAGGAACAGCCGAUGUGGAGCCAUGGUCUCCAGAACUCUGUAUCCUCGGGCUGACUUGCCCUGGUCUUUGUCCCAACUGUACAUGGACUGUGUGCUACUGGCAGAUCAGCAGCACUUGCUAUGUGGCCAGGGCAGGAAGACAUCAGCUUUCCACUUGUAGCCCUGAUGCAUUAUUUUUGUCUUAUGGCUCUGACAUCCUCAAGCCCUCUUGAAUGCUCUAAGCGACAUUAAAUAUAAUGCCUCUACCCCUUCCUAGCAGCCAGUGCCUAUAACAAGGUCUCCAUCUUGGGUUUAAGCUUUUCAUUGUUCUUUGAUCUUCCUCUCCCACCCCACACUGUCCCCCUCUUCUAAAGGCUAGGAUUCUGGGUUCCUUAAUCAGACAUUAAAACCAGUUCUUCACAGACUAGUGCCUGUGCGUUUUGAUGAGAACUCAACCUCUAUCCCCUGACCCCUCUCAUGAAGUCACAGAUCUGAUGGUUCCAUCACUCUAAGCUUCAGGUCAUGUGUGGUUUUUGCAGCAUGGAAUUGGAUGCUGGGUAAGAAAGGGAGAAAUGGCAUCUUCAUUGCUUUUCUGGUGGAAGCCUGGGAGCUUGAUUGUGCUGUGUGCAUACAAGACGUCCAUCAAGGCGGUGUUGGAGAACCUCUACCCUGCAGUCUUGUGAAUUCCAAAUCUGGUCCAACACUGGCUGAUAGGAAAAAUAAUUUUACUGUGUUUCUUUGAGAAGCUAUGUAAAUGAAGUCACCUUAGAUUAUAUAUAUUCUUUGUGGAUGCUUAUAUUUUGUUAACUUUGUGACUCAUAUGACAUGUCUUAUUUUUCAAAAAAAAAAUGUGUGCUACGUGCAGAUAACAUUAUGAGGUAGUAUUUAAUUAAACAAAUCCAUGUGAUACCUGUUCA